CUCUUCAGCUCGGCCAACCUCAUCUCACGCUUCCUCGCCCUCGAACAAAUCUACAGCGCCAACGAACUCGAAACCUACCUCGACUCCCUCCGAAACAUCACCGAGUCCCAACCAACAGAUGUAGUCGUCCUGUGCGCUUCGGCAAUCCUCGCCAUUGCCGAGGCGGUAUUCGAGUGGGCCGCCCGGUAUAUCCAGAAGACAACCCCGGAAAGCAACCAGGAACAUCCCAGGAGGAUGGUGCUUGUCCUGUGCGGCGGCAUUGGACCCUCUACUCGGUUCGUCUAUGAUGCAGUCAAGGCCAAUGCGCGGUACUCGUGCAUUUUUGACAGUGUUGAGGGGAAACCGGAGGCGCAUGUCUUGAAGAUAAUUGCGGAGAGGUUUUAUGGGUUGGAUGUUGGGGGGUCUAAUUUGACGCCAUCACCAAGUGAUUUGGAGAAUCAUGGUUUGACAAUCUUGAUGGCUGAUCGUUCUAUCAACUGCGGAGCCAGCCCGGAAGAAACGCAAAAGGUCUUGGAGAGUCAUGGGAUUCACAGCCCAAGUUCCAUCACUGUGGUCCAAGAUCCAGCCAUGAGCAGACGAACAGUCGCAUGCUUCGAGAGCGUUUAUAGCAAGUGUGUGCAGAGACCAAAGAUAGGCAGCUGGCCCAUCUUGGCACCGGAGUCGACGGCAUAUGGCGUCAAGUUGGAUGACGGAAAGGGACUAUGGUCAAUGGAUCGCUUCCUGGACCGUAUACUCGGGGAGAUGCCGGUAGUACGGGACAGUGAUGACGGAUAUAGACGAGGGUCUGGCUCAUCUCGUGUUGAUAUUCCCGAUGAAGUGGAGGAUGCUUGGACAACUGUUCUGGAA
Molecule: messenger RNA, 846 nt
Organism: Fusarium vanettenii 77-13-4
Lineage: Eukaryota; Fungi; Ascomycota; Sordariomycetes; Hypocreales; Nectriaceae
Exons: 1
Cellular component (GO): plasma membrane
Source: RefSeq, a predicted model, not a curated record